Amphibalanus amphitrite is the source of this 546-nucleotide messenger RNA. Its product is annotated as disks large 1 tumor suppressor protein-like. The annotation marks the transcript as partial. NCBI's taxonomy places the organism in Eukaryota, Metazoa, Arthropoda, Thecostraca, Balanomorpha, Balanidae. The transcript has 4 exons. The record is from RefSeq and is a predicted model, not a curated record. Gene Ontology annotation, molecular function: protein binding.
GCAGUUAUUGGAGAAUCUGAGGAGAGUUGGUGCUGGUUGCGUGAAUUUUGGAAGUUUUCUUGCGAAUUUGAGAAGGAUCAUUGGGAGGAUUUUACCGAAUUAACUCAAUUUCGGCACCCUCAGACGUUUGACAAGCGCGGGGCCGGUGCGUAUCGGCGGCGGGACGAUGCCAGUCCGAAAACAAGAGGCUCACCGGGCGCUGGAGCUACUGGAGGACUACCGCAGUCAGCUGAUUGGCGGCCAUGAGCUCCAGCUGGCCACCGCCAUCGAGCACCUCAUACACAUCUUCAAAUCGCGCCUCUUUCAGGCGCUCAUUGACAUUCAGGAGUUUUACGAGCUGACGCUGCUCGAUGAGAGUAAGACGGUGUCUCAGAAAACGACUGAGACGAUUCAGGUGGCCAACAAAUGGGACUCGGCCGCAGCGCCCAUCUCCCCGGGCAGCCUCAUCAUCGAAAAGGUCAGUCGGGGUCACGGGGGCACCAGAUCGUAUGUCGCUGGUCGCGGGUCACAGGGCGCAGGUGCCGGGCCAAAUGUCAUGAGUAUUUU